ACGACUGUGCUCUGUUGGAGCACUAUAUAAAUUAAAGCAGGUCUCCAUUUCUGGAAGUCACACAGUCGGCUCUCUCACCAGAACUUAAAAAACAACCCCCCCACAGUGGGCUUUUUGAUUACAUUAAAAAAUGGCGAAAGAUUCUCCAAAAACGCCCAAGACGUCAUCGAGGGGGUCAGGUAAUCCAUCGAUAAGUAUAUGGGCAGUCCAAUGUGGGAAAUGUUUCAAAUGGAGGAAAGUUUCAACACAGGAAGAAUUUGAGGAGAUUAGGUCUAAGUUUAAUGAAGAACCGUUUCACUGCGAGAACAAACCCAAUGUUACUUGUGAUGACCCAGCAGAGAUUGAGUACGAUUCUUCGCGAACUUGGGCCAUUGACAAGCCUAAUGAGCCUAAAACCCCAAUUGGGUUUAAGAGAGAAUUGUGUCUUAGGAGUGAUUACUCAAAAAUGGAUGUUUAUUAUAUCACUCCUUCGGGGAAGAAACUUAGAUCUACUAAUGAAGUAGGUACUUUUCUUCAGCAAAAUCCUGAGUUUAGUGACCUGUCAACCAAAAAUUUCAGCUUCAAGAGCCCCAAAAUUAUGGAUGAUACUAUACCAUUCAGUAGCACUAAAUGAGGGAGUCGAUGUAGCUGAAAUUUUAGGUUUAUUUGCUCUGUAGAUGCUAUUUUAGACUGCUGGAAUGCUUGAAUGCUCAACUUAUUCGCUUCUUGGCCUUCUUUACUUUGAUUUAGCUGAUAACUUGACUUUUCAUUUCUUAAGGAGAAAAACUUUGAAGUUUAUCAUCCUUUCUA
Messenger RNA from Lycium barbarum (goji berry), 789 nucleotides. RefSeq names its product methyl-CpG-binding domain-containing protein 4-like. Gene Ontology annotation, molecular function: zinc ion binding; DNA binding. The transcript has 2 exons. NCBI's taxonomy places the organism in Eukaryota, Viridiplantae, Streptophyta, Magnoliopsida, Solanales, Solanaceae. The coding region runs from base 131 to 613 and encodes 160 amino acids. The record is from RefSeq and is a predicted model, not a curated record.